Neoarius graeffei (lesser salmon catfish) is the source of this 5837-nucleotide messenger RNA. RefSeq names its product dual specificity phosphatase 27 (gene styxl2). Gene Ontology annotation, biological process: negative regulation of MAPK cascade; protein dephosphorylation. The transcript has 6 exons. Gene Ontology annotation, cellular component: cytoplasm. The coding region runs from base 72 to 3473 and encodes 1133 amino acids. Gene Ontology annotation, molecular function: protein tyrosine/serine/threonine phosphatase activity; MAP kinase phosphatase activity. NCBI's taxonomy places the organism in Eukaryota, Metazoa, Chordata, Actinopteri, Siluriformes, Ariidae. The record is from RefSeq and is a predicted model, not a curated record.
GUGAGGCGACAGCGCUAACCGCUACACCACCGUGCCGCCUGAAAUAAACAUCAUAGGAGGACUAUAUCAGCAUGGCAUCAGCUAAUGACAGCACCACAGAUGGAGACCAACAGGUUCCAGAUGAGGAAGAAGCGCCUAAAGUCAAAGAUAUCCAGUCCCACUACCUCCGCUGUCCUUCACCAAGCUUUUCGAUGAUGUCCGAUCGGUUUUCGACCAUCUCUGACCGCUUCUCCAUGAUCUCAGGGUCAGAUGCGGAGAGUAUAUUUAUGGACCCCAUUCAUCUAUCUUCAGCUGUUGCUGCAAAACAGAUCAUCAAUGAGGAACUGAAACCCAAAGACCUAAAGUUGCCCUCAACCCCAGAGAGCAUGCUGGAGGCAGCAGAGCAGCUAAUGGUGGAGGAUCUUUACAACCGUGUUAAGGAGAUGAUCGAUGAUCGCAGCCCCUAUAACACACCCUGUGUUUUGGACAUCCAAAGGGCUCUAGUUCAGGAUCGCCUGGAGGCUCCAGUGAACCCUGUGGAUGAAGUCUGGCCCAGUAUCUUCAUCGGGGAAAAAUCAGUUGCCGUCAACAAAGCCCGUCUGAAGCGUCUUGGCAUCACUCACAUCUUGAAUGCUGGCCAUGGUACAGGUGUCUACACAGGCGAAAGCUUCUACCAGGGAAUGAACAUCACCUACAUGGGUAUUGAAGUUGAUGACUUCCCUGAUGCAGACAUCUCGCCACACUUCCGACCAUGUGCAGAGUUCUUGGAUGAGGCUUUGCUGACACAUAGAGGAAAGGUUCUGGUGGACUCUAUGAUGGGAGCAAGCCGACCAGCAGUAUUAGUUGCCGCUUACUUAAUGAUCUUUCAUAACAUGACAAUCAUGGAGGCAUUGAUGGAAAUAAGAAAGAAGCGUGCAAUAUCCCCCAAUGAGGGCUUCCUAAAGCAGCUCCGUGAGCUUAAUGAGACAUUAAUGGAGGAACGAGGUGAAGAUGAUGAUGAUAGUCAAAGCCAGUCUUCUGUAAUUGACACUAGGGCUCGGCUUGAUGAGGAGGAAAGCAUGUUUGGUGCUAAGGUCAAUUCCAUCAUGGUGGAAGAGGAGGAGGACAGUGUGAGUGUUAUGAGUAGUAUUGCUUCAUCUGCCGCUGCUGCUGCCCUUAAAGCAGGGAUUCUUGGAGGCACAAUUGAUCGGUCGACGAGGGCAGUGGACCCUUGUCUGCCUGGGAAUGAUAAAGAUGAAGAUGAAGAUGUAGACAAAAUGAUUCAGGAGUGGCAGAAGCGAAAUGAGAAGUACCAAAGUGAAGAGUGGUGGGAGGCCCAGCUCAUGUUUGAUGAGGAUAACCAUGGGUCUGUUGCAGGGGGGGGAAAUAGGAGGGUUCCACGGCCGGAGGAUCUAGAAAGUGUGACCAGUGAGGAUGUGCAGAUGGUGAAAGAGCAAAUUAAGCGCCGACCUCACCGGCCCGCCUCAGACUCAAUGUCUACUGCAAGUUGCAGUAGCUAUACUGACCUAUGGAAAGAGCGCCUAAGAGAGAUUGAGGAACAGGCAGCUGCAAGAUACCGUUCCAAAGAACAAGAUGAGGAUGCAAGUAGUGAAGCAAACCAAAAGAAGAUAGAUGAUGAUUUAGAGAGUAUAAUGUCUGACUCAAGCUCUAUGUACUACUUCUGCCAGAAGAAUAAAGAAAAACUGACUCCUCUUGAACGGUGGCAGAUUAAGAGAAUACAGUUUGGUUGGAAUAAGAAAGACAAGAAGGCAGAGGACGACAAUGGUGAAGAAAAGGAAGGUGAAGUAGAAACCCUUGCUCCUUCUCUGGAAGAUGUCAAUUUAACAGCCUAUCAGACAUGGAAGCUAAAGCAGCAGAAGAAAUAUGGUGGUGAGGAAAAUAAGGAUGAGCUUCUGGAGAUGAGUCGUGGAGAAGACUCAGCCACAGUGAAGAGAAGACAGCGGAGGGAAGAACUACUUGUGCGCUCUAGAAAAACACUAGAAGAGAGCCAAUCAGUGUGUGGCUGGGAAACUGAAAGCUCCCUCAGUACUGGUACCAUCCCACUCUCUGCUUUCUGUGCUGGUGCUUUCCCUUCUGCAAGUGUUGUAGGAGAUGAUAACAUGUCCAUAUUAAGUGGCAGAUCAUCUGUUCACUCUGGCCGAAGCACACAUUCCCAAUCUACAGUCCCACCAGCACCACCUGAGCCACCCGUGCCUGUUCUGGGACCCAAUGGGGAACCAAUGGUUAACAUAGCAAAUAUCCAAAACUGGAUUGCAAAUGUGGUCAAUGAAACACUUUUGCAAAAGCAAGCAGAAAUGAUGGGAGGAAGCCUCCCUCCAUCACAAGCAGGAUCAGUUUUCAGUCUGGGUGCAGGCUCGGCUGUGGGACCCAGCCGUAGAGUGGACGAUGAUAAGUCCUCUGUACUAAGUGGAUUAUCCUAUUCUAGUUUGUCUCGCAAUAAGGCCGAAUCUGGGCUUUCAGGUGGAGGUAGAGCUACAUCUGUAAUUUCUGCAGGUAGAAGGGCUGAAUCUGUUCUGUCUGCUGGAGGAGUAUCUAGACUAUCCUCUGAUUCUGGAUUAGGCCCCCGUAAGAGCAAGAUCACCACCACUAGCGUACCUCUUUAUAGCUUAUUUGAAGACCAAGUAAACCUGCACAAGCUUGACACAAUGGAAAAAGAAAUUAAAUCAGAUAUGAGAGAUAAGAUGGCUGCCUAUGAAAUGAAGAAGAUUACAGAAGACAACAAACGUAGUACAUUGUAUAAAAAGAAAAAGCCAAAGGAUGAGGAUGAAGACAAAGAAGAUAAAAGUGGCUUUGGAAAGACCACUGGUGAGUCAUCAGCCCCUUGUGAAAAACCUAAAAGAGACUAUGGCCGUUCAGGAAUUCUCCACCUUCCAGCCACUGCAAACACCAAUCAUACUAUUGAUGACUGGCUCAAAAAUGUAAGACCACCCUCCAGUAAACCAAGAAGUUAUGAAGAUACAACUGAACCUCGUAUGUGCAGGCCAACAUACGAAGAACCUCCUGAGCUUUCUGAGUUUGAUUUUCCAAGCCGAAGAAGCUCAGUUGCAGUGCUUCUAGAUGAUGAAGAGGACUAUGGCUUUGCAUCAAGAUUUUCUUCACGAGAUGAGGUUGACAAUGAAUCUGAUUUAAGCAGGGAUCCCAGUCCAGAAUUCAACUGUCACUCUAGGAGGAGGCCCCUUGGAGAAGAGGACUCUUUCAGUGGAACGUCAGAGUCUAGUCAUUACCAAAAUGGGAGACUCUACACUAGACAUGAAAUGGAAGAAGAGGGGAGUUACCAAGAGUACUCAGCAAAGCGAAAAUUUACACCUUCAAGAUUUGAUGAAAAUGCAACGACUACAGGAAGGACUCGAACACGACAAGAAAGUGAAGAUGAUGAGGAAAUAUCUGCUUUUAUCAGUCAGAUCAGACAGAGGGCAAGAGCACGUGUGGCAGAGGAAUUAGAUGAUGGUGAUGAAGUUCUUGCUGCGUGGAGGAAACAACAGGAGUCAAAGUAACUUGCUAAUAAAAAGGACUCAUAACCACAUAGUUGGUUCCUUUGCAGAGGGAUUUAUGGGGGAACUUUCACAGAACUGGCCUCUAAUUAAUAAAAUUAUACUGCAAGGCUUCUGCUUUACCUCGACGAUGUCACGAAGCAGAAAUUUGUAAUUUAAAAUGCAAUGCCUCAAUGUCUUCAGUGUUUUUGAAAACCAAGAAACACUGAACAGUUAUUAAUCUCUUGUACACUAACUUACACUUACUGGCCACUUUAAUAGGAAUACCUGUACACCUGCUCAUUCAUGCAGUUGUCCAAUAAGCUAAUGACAAAUGCAUGAAAUCAUGCAGCUACAGGCCAAGAGCUGCAGUUCACAUCAAAUAGGAUGGGGAGAAAGUGUGUUCUCAGUUGAUCAGCUGUUCUGGGCAUUACAGGAACUACUGAUCUCAUGGGAUUUUCACAAACAGUCUCUAGAGUUACACAGAGAAUGGUGGUGGGGGUAACGUCCAGUGAGCAGCAAUUCACUAGUUAUUUGAUUUACCACAGCCUUGAGUUAUCUCAGUUUGAACCAGUCUGGUCAUAUUUCUUUGACCUGUCUCAGCAACAAGGCAUUUCCACCGGCAGAACUGCCUCUGACUUGGUGGGGUUUUUUUUCUUUUUCUGUGUAAACUCCAGUAAUUGUGAUAAUUGAUUGGAUAAUUGUAUGAAACAGUAGUUAUUCUAUCCACAUUCAUUGGAUCUGAGCAAUCAUGCACUCUGAUUGGCUACUGUACUACUAGGCUAUAGAUGACUUGCAACCACGUGAUCAAAAUGUGCUACGUCAUGAGCGUCCGCCAUGAUGGUGGAUAUACAAAGCAACUAGAUGGCAGCCACUGAAAGCGUGUCUGUAAACAAUGCUGAAUUUUCUCAGUAUUACCACGAUUUGAACGGUCGAGCGAAGAUUCAAUACAAAGAAGAUAGACAUGUGUGGUUUUGACCCAUAUUAUUUAAAAAAGUCAGACUUUUCUGAGGAUAAGAUGCUUCUACCGACCAUCGAGCACCCAGAUAUCGCGUUCUAUCUGGUUUGGCAGACUUCAUGGGUCGACAAAUCUCAAAUGAAGGCUUAUAAGUCCAUGGAAGCCUAUAACAACUUUGUCUCUGGAUGGGUAAAUACCUUGUUAAUUAAACCAGUCAACAAUGACAAAGCAGUUGUACUUGCUUCCGCAAAUUCAGCUGUCUUCCUCCUCCUUUGAGUUCUUUGGUGUUGUUCGGCUGCUGCAGAAUCAAGUCCGACCUUGGCUGAAACAUAGCCCAUGUUCUGAGUGGGUGCCCAGUCUGGAUUGUUUCUAUCAUACAAUUUUGCCUCCUAGAAACGAAAUGGCAAUAUGUGUUAAAAUUAUAACACGACCGAGUGAACCUUGACAAGAGAACGCUCAAUUUAUAGCACAAUUCUAGCAACACGAAAUAAAAUUCUUCCAUGAUAUUAUUGAGAAAGCUUUUGAAUCUCACCUGAGAUAAAAUGAUUACUGCAAAUAUGAGCUGUUUUGGUUUUAGCCUCUGUUAGAUCAGCCCUGCUGAUGUUGUUCAGCCGUGCUCAUCUCCUCUCCGUACAAAACCUCAGAGUUUCCUCGCCCUCUUUCCGAAUCACGGACGGAAUUCUAAAAAAUCGGAACGUGCCACGGUCACAAGUACUGUUGUGACCACAACCAUAUACAGCACAAAGAUAUGUGGAAAAACAAAGAGAGUUGUGCACGCAUGACUAUGUUUUGUAUGGAAUGUCGCUUGACCCCACAUUUGUAUAUCCACCAAUAUAGCAGACAUCCGGGUUUCUAUUUUGCUUUGACAUCACUUGCAAGUCAAGGAUCAGCUCGUAUACCGUGAGUAGAGACGAACAAAAUGGCGGCGCGUGUUGCUGAACCAACCGAGGAUGAAAUAAAAACUCUACUCAAAAACAAAACCCCCCAAAAAUACAAAAAAGCAACAAAAUUUGGAAUGAAAGCAUUUGAUGGUAAGAAUGUAUCUUUUUUUAUUUUUCAAGAAUUAUUACUAUAGCAUUUUUCACAAAUUGCUCCUGUCAUUUCGCCGGUUUGCUUACAUUAUAAGCAUAAAUGAUUUUGUCGGACAUUUUGUAUGAAGUUUUUAUUUAUUGAAUUUGCUAAAAAUAAAAAUGUCCUGUUUCUCAAAAUCCAGUGAAUAUGGAUAGAAUAAAACAGUUAUUCCACUCAAUCUCAUCGUACAUGGCUUAUAGCCAACUCAGCGCUACGCACCUCGUCGGCUAUCAGCUCAUAUACGACUCGAUUUCGUGUAAUAACUGUUAAGUAUACAGAUGUUCUUAAUAAAGUGAUAGUGAGUGUACAUUCGUUCUUGAAAAUAAUUCUACAGUGGUGUCUACUACACUUUUGACUCU